This is a messenger RNA of Lachancea nothofagi CBS 11611, 4896 nucleotides long. Lineage: Eukaryota; Fungi; Ascomycota; Saccharomycetes; Saccharomycetales; Saccharomycetaceae. The record is from the annotation of a GenBank genome assembly.
AUGAGCUCUAUAUGCUCCCAAAUUAACGAGUUAUCGAGUGACUGCUCGAUAAACUUCGUCGAGGGUCUAUCUCUCUCCGCGGAAGCUUGCAAUGACUGGGACUCGCUUACACAAGGCAUCGUGGACAAAUUGACGAAUUGCAACGUCGCAAAGGAACGAAAGAAACAUACUCAGCUGGUGUUCUAUGAGAUUUUACUGCUUCUAUCGGACCACAAUGUUGCUCGACCGCUGGAUGUUGAAAAAGCAUGCCGCUUGAUUCAAAAGGUAUAUUCUGUGGAAGGAACUAAAACUGCACGAAUUUUCACAGCCUUGGUGAACAGCUUUCCAGAAAAGUCAGAGCGCUUACUAGCACUAAUUCGGAGCCUCAAAAUGAUGGAUGAAGAGUUUUGUACUCACAUCGCCGAUGACAAGCUUUUGGAGAAAACGGGCAAGUUUAGCGUGAAACAGCGCGCUCUUUUCAAGAAGAGUUUGCUUGAUAGCAGAUACAUUAUCCAAAAGUACAAUUUACUCAGUGAACACCCUGUAGCGUUCUCAGAGUUACUGACUCUAUUAUUGAUUGCUUACAAUGAUCCUACAAACGUUGAACGUGCCUCGAUGUAUUGGCAGGAGACACAAUGCAUUAUCGGAAAGUACGCACUCGAUCCUCUUCGUGCUCUCGAUGUGAUUUUAGUCGUUUCCUCUCAUCACAUUACUGAGAACUAUGCGUUCCUCAUUCGCUUUCUUCAAGUUUCAAGCUAUUGGCCUGCGGUCAAGGCCGAUUGUCAGUCGGCAGAAGGUCUAAGCAAGGGUGGCAACAUUAUAGCGGCACAGAUCUUGACUAUGCAUUUGAACGAAGCCGCUGUAGGUGUCAAGUUCUACGACAUGACUUGCGUUCUGAUCAAAGCUGGCUUAGUGUCCUUUCUGUCAAUAUUCGAUAAUUUAGGGCCCGAUGAUGACACCAUUCAACAGUUUGCUGACUGCUUCUACGCAGACUUAGAAGCUGAUAGCAUGAAGGGGAGCACGAAUCCACUAGCGCUGGCGGCAGCGCUUACAGAUGAUCCAGAAGAAGAUGGGGGUCUACUGCCGAAGGACCAGGCAAAACCAAGUUCUUCCGAACAGGAGCCUUCUCAAGAAGAUUUGGAAGCUGAAAAAGAACGUGAAAAAAAGCAAAUUUUGGAGGGAGGAAAAAUGAUGCUUCUUCAUCGACUUCUUGCUCAUGGUUCCAUAACACCAUUCUUGUAUGCCUUCCAAAAUUAUUCUCGAUUUCUGUUGGUGAGUGACCUGACUUCACAACUUUAUCUAAGGCUUUUCGAAUUCUCGAUUAAUCCACUUUACAAAACAACGGUGUUACGCGAGCCGACAACCAAGGACCCGCCAAAAGGUCUAAUUCGCAAUCACAAUGCCGUUCCACCGCUGCAUGGACAUACUAAUUCAACCUUCUAUUAUCAAGAAAGCCUGGACGAUGUUCCCACUGUAGCAACUAUUGAACAGCUUUUUGAGUCCUGUCACCAAUGGCUUACGAUCAUGGGCCCUCAACUCGCUCUAAAUGUAUGCGUCGUUGCCAAGCUGUGUAGAAUUGGGUUGAAAGACAUUGAAAGUAAUGAAAAUAAGGCAGCCACGCUAGAGGCUUGGCUGAACUUCACCAGGAAGUUUCUGCUACCUGCAUUCCCUCUUCUAUAUGAUAAUGUUAUUGUCCUUAAUGAAGCUUACGAGCUCUUGAGGUGUUUUGGGUUCGAAAGACGAUACUUUCUUUACAAUGAACUAUGCUCUAAGUUAUCUCAAGACAAUAUCUUCGUUAAAGUGGGGUGGAAUAAGUCUGCCAGAGAUGCCAAAACUGAACUCAAGUCGCUCAGCAUUGACAAUGUGAAUAAAAAGGGCAAAAAUUUUGCGAAGCUCGUUUCGAGAAACCCACUAAGUGCUUUAGAACCUGUUAUGAACCAGUUGGAAAACUAUGACAAGCUUUCUGACUUAGUGGUCGAGACGAGUUUGUACUUUAGCCCAUUUGCGUAUGACGUCUUGCAAUAUCAUAUUCUUCUUAGAUUGACGUCAGGAAGACAAUCUUUACAAGAGAGUGGCGUUCACGUAACAAUGUGGGUACAAAGGAUUGCGGUCUUUGUCGCGAGCUUAGCGAAACAUUCUCCCAAGAUGGACAUCGGCAACAUUGUACGUUUUGUCAUUAAAAAGCUUCAUGGAAAUGAUAUGAUAGCAGUGACUGUAAUUCGAGAGUUGAUCUCCAGAGUUUGUGGUGUAAAGGCCAUGAACGAUCUAAGUCCGAAACAGUUAUUAAUGCUUCACUCAGGCCGGCCACUACAGGAAGCAGCAAGAACUGUCAUUAGAGAUACCAGAGAUGAUAAUCAAACUGCGGCAUUGAAACUGCUCAAUAUUUUCAUUGAGCAGAACGCCCUUUCUGAGGUGAUUAUUUUAUUGGACCAUAUGAAAAGCGCCAUGAUGAGACAUGACUCUCACUACAAGGUUCUUUCCUCCAGGAUAGAUGAAAUUGGGCUUCUGUUGUGGUCUUUCAUUGACAUGAGCAAGUAUUUCUUGGGCCCCAAAAAAUUUACAGAUAAUAUUGUUCCCUUUGAUCAACUAGUCAGCAAAUACGCACUGUCAGUCGAGUGGGCAUUUUUCAUCUGGAGAGAGUACUACGAUAAUUGUGCGAAUGAAAAAUCGAAGCUCAAAGAAGAAUUCGACGCAGCAAUUGAUAACGCUAAAUUAAUUCCCGAUGAGUUCAAAGGCGAAUACAGAGAGCUCUUCGCCAAUUUUUGGAAGCUCUCGUUGUAUGAUGUUUGCUUUCGAAAAGAGCUUUACGACGAGGAAAAGAGCUUUCUACAGAGAUCACUGGCUGUUACCAAAUCAAUCAGUAAAAAACGCGAAAUCUCGAAGCAACUGGAGAGCAUCAUGGCUAGCCGCAUUGCACACCAGAGAGCACACACAAAAUGUCAGGAUUUAAUUAGGGGUUGUUCACUAAACAUGGAUCAUCUGAAAGCUACAGGAAUGGUCAAGUCAUUUCUGCAAUAUUGUGUUCUUCCACGAGCAUUGUUUUCUCCCGCUGACGCCCUUUACGUUGUUGAUUUUAUUUGGGAAACUUUCCACUUUGCUGGCGCUCUACGAGUUUUCGAGGAGCUUGUUUCAGCAAGGUUACUUGUAUCUUUACUGUUUAGCUCUACGAGCUCUGAGGCUAGCAACCUUGGUUUAUUCUUCACCACUUACCUUGAAAAGCUAGAAGAACUACGAAAGGCAGAUGAAUUAUCGAAUGAAAACCUCAGAAGACUUUUCAAAAUACAAAGCCUGAUUGCAGAGGACGUCAUAAACUUGAUAAUGGAAAAGAAUUAUAUGUCAAUUCGCAAUGGUAUAGAAUUUAUGAAAUACCUGUCAACAGUAUUCCCCGUUGUUGAAUUCGACAUUUUGCAAAUGAUUCAGGCGAUGGAGAAUCUGAUUGCAAUUGAUAAAAGGGAGGACAUCUUGUUACCUAGCAAUGCCCUAGUAGGUCAUUUGAAAGCGCGCUUGAAAAAUGCUUUGGCUCUUGACGUAUUUUAUAAAAUGAGCCCAGAAGACCAGGUGGACUUUCGGUUUGGCGAGAAAGAGCUGAUCAUGAAGCACCAUAAAGCUUUGUUGAAAGAAGGAGAGGAAAAGAGACUUCGUCUGAAUUCUGAAAGAGAGGCUGAAGAAAGACAGAGUACUGAGGAACUUAAGAAUCAAACAGGAGAAGAGAGGAACGUGACGUCGAGUCCUUACACAAGAUUCGGACGGCUCCCGCCAUUACCCAUGUAUGAGAUUCUCAACGAAAUGCGGGACGUUAUCAAGUGUCUAGAAGCAAACCGCUCAGAAUAUUUGAACCGCCAUGUGAGGAAUAAAGCUCUCUUGACAGAGUUACGCGAAAUUGAAAGAGACACGGUUCAAAAGCCUAAAGAGUACAAAGACAGACUUGCGGAGGUUCUAGAAGCCUAUUUUACAAAGCUGGUAACUUCUCCAAACCAUGAAAAGUUUCAACAACGACUAAACGGCAUCAUAGUAGCUUGUAAAUCUGUGACAAACCCAUAUGGUGCAGAGAAAAUUCAAAAAGGGAGGUCUCUUACUCAGGCUAUUGCGUAUGAUGACGAGCCUAUACCAAUUGCUAGUCGGGUGCCUACUAAUCGUUCAACAGAAUCAAGAACUACAAAGGGAAGUUUCGAAGAUAGCAAACGAACUUCAAGGUACAGUGGCGCAAAGGGCACAGAGCAAGACAAGGAUCUGCAUAACAAAGCAGCAAACUUUGAAAAGCGCCCUGUGUUUCGUAACGAUAAAGAUCAAAAUGAAGCUGAGCGUUCGGUCAACAAAGGACGUUCUACCGGUACAUCAGAAAUUAAGAUACCUAAAGGGCCUAGCUUAGGCGCGGAAAACAGGUUAGCCAAGGCGGGAUCUCGAUACGUGCGAAAGCCGGUCACAACAUCAAAUGCCACUGCCAAUGAGUUCUCCAAGAAAGAAUACUCACCAAUUCCUCGUGGCCCGGCCCGGUCAUCCUCUAACAUCCGAACAAAGGCUGUUUCCGAAAGUCGGUUUGGAGAUAUGUCAACAAACAAGACCAAGAUAAGCGAGCGCUCUCGUACAGCUAGCGCCAGGCCAAGCUCUACCAAACGCCUUAGAGAGGAGCCAGCCGAUACAUUUCCGUCCAAAAGGAACAAGCCAGAAUCUAGCACAAUUCGCCCAAGAUACGCUAGUCGCGAGCGAGGCGAUCGUGAGCGACCAGCUUCAAGACAAGAAUCCAGUUAUGGAGGAAGGUACGAAAAUAAACCGCGCGGUGACUCGCGGCCAGAGAACAUUACCGCCAACUUGCCGUCAGGCCCCAAGGUCCAGACUGGCCGGCCCCAGCGUGGGGGCAACAAUAGCCAGGGCCAAAAACCUUCUUCAACUCCGCAGUCUAGCAGAUAUCAGAAAUAA